This is a messenger RNA of Schistosoma mattheei, 867 nucleotides long. Lineage: Eukaryota; Metazoa; Platyhelminthes; Trematoda; Strigeidida; Schistosomatidae. The record is from the annotation of a GenBank genome assembly.
AUGUUUGUUAUGUACCUUCUGUUAACGUGGGUUUUACUGAUUUCAAAGUUGUCAUGUACCUCAACAGAAAAGUUGCCAGUUAUUAUCUGGCACGGGAUGGGUGAUCGAGGAACAGGUAUGGGUAUACUGAAGCUAGCUAAAGCGAUACAAGUCGAAAUACCUGGAACAUAUGUCAAGUGCAUUACCACUAGCGACUCAGUAAUUCAGGAUAUUGAAGAUACAUAUUUUAUGCCGAUCAGUGAUCAACUGGAUUAUGUUUGUCGUAUGAUACAUGAAGAUAAAAACUUAUCUAAUGGUUUACACAUGAUUGGUAUAUCACAGGGUGGAUUAUUUGUUAGAGCGUUAGUUCAAAAAUGCAACUUAUCGAAAGGUAUAUUUGGGAUACCAAAAUGCACUAUUGAUGGCUUUAUUCAUUUGUGCUUAUUAAUGAACGAGCUACUUUCAUAUGGAGCCUAUAUUAAAUUUAUUCAGAGCCACGUUGUUCAAGCUCAAUACUGGCAUGAUCCAUUGGAGGAAGAUGUUUAUCGCAAAUACUCCCAAUUUUUAGCUGAUAUUAAUCAGGAAAACGAAAUAAACGAAAUUUAUCGUGAAAAACUGAGAAAUAUUCAAAGACUAGUAUUGGUUAAGUUUUCAGGUGACACUAUUGUAAUCCAAAAGAAUCUGAAGCAAUGGUUUGGAUUUUAUCAGAAUGGAUCAUCGACAAACAUAACAACAUUACAGGACAGUAUUCUGUAUACUGAAGAUCGUCUAGGCCUCAGAGAACUUAAUAAAAGGGGUGAUUUACAUUUUAUUGAAAAAGAUGGUGAUCAUUUACAUUUUGAUGUGUAUUGGUUUAUUGAAAAGAUUGUUAUUGCUUUUCUGAAAUAA